UGUAGAGUAAAGGGGGGGUUCGACCAGUGACGAAUCCUGCCUAGCAUUAUAACACACGGACGGCGGAUGUGCAUACAUACCACGGCAACCACGCAUUGCGUAGGAUCAGAGUGUACUGAGCAGUCGGUAAAAACGGAAUACCAUAACAGUGCAGUAGGAUUGUAAUUUAUAGCACAGGAGUCAUCAGAACAACCUUUACUCCCGUCGUAUCAGCUCAAUACUGGUUUAUCAAAGUGGGCAGUGUCAACUCACAUUACUUCAACUUCAACUUGUAAUAUUUUGUUUUGAGGUGAACUGUAUCACUCUGUGGAGCCUUAAAUCAUCAUGUCAGCAAACGGUACAACAAGAGGGGAUGUCCUCCAGUUCGACGUAGGAUUGAUAAAUGCUUCAACCAAGAAGUACCUCACAACUGAGCUGGGAAAUGUGAACGUCAAUGGAACGGCCCUCAAGAUCAAGCAGGUUUGGACCCUCAACCCUGCCAGCCCAGACGGCAAACUAUUCUUCCUGACCAACAAGGUGGCCAAGAUGGGGCUGAUGACCAGCUACCGUCUGACGUACGAUAAGUACGGUAAGGUUACCGCGGAGAAGAUGGAUGAGGAUACCAGUCCGGACCUCAUGCAGAAGUUUCUGAUCGAGCCGAUUGGGGAUGGUAAGUUCGCCAUCAAAGCAGAGACACUAGACUACCUAAGUGGUUCUGGUGAAAACCCCACAUGCAAGGCCAAAACACCCGGGCCUUCGGAGAUGUGGAGCAUCCAGCUAGCCAUUCAUCCACAAGUGAAUAUCUUCAGCGUCCAGCGUCACCAAUUUGCCCAUCUAGACUCCGAGAGGGAGAUGGUCCUUUUCAACGAGGAUAUCCCGUGGGGUGGGGACGCAGUUAUCACCCUCAUCUGGGAUGCGAAAGCAAGCCAAUAUCUCAUCCAAGCCUCUGAUGAUCGCUAUGUGAAUGCUGAUGGUUCGCUCUCCAAAGACAUGGCCGCUGAGGCCCUGUUUGCACUGGAGUUCCACGGGGAGAGUAUCGCCUUCAAGAACGGAGGAAAGUAUCUUUCAGUCGGUGGUCGAGAUGGGGAGUUGAAGACGAGGAAAGCCACUGUUGGGAAUGAGGCUCUGUUCCGACUUGAAGACAGUGCCCCACAGGGUGUGUUCUUCUCAUUGGGCAACAAUAAGAUUGUUUCUAUGAAACAAGAUAUCCACGUGUCCGCCAAUCAGCAUGAAGAAUCAGACACCGAGACCUUCCAGCUGGAAUGCGCCGUUGGCAAGAAGAACGAGUGGGCCAUCCGCAGCUCCAAUGGCAAGUACUGGGCCAUGGAUGCUGGCAAGCAGGAUAUCCUCAACAAGGGAUUAUCCAGAAAAGAAGCCUGCCUGUUCGAGCUCGUCUACGGCGAUGAGGGCACCGUAUCGCUUCGUGCCGUCUCCAACGGCAAAUUCGUCGGCAUCAAGAGCAGCGGCCCCCUGGUGGCAUCCGGCUCCGAAGUCACAAACACCGAGAAGUUCCGCUUCAAGCUGAGCAACCGACCCAACCUGGUACUGAAGGGGGAACAUGGCUUCGUCGGCCUGAGGAAGAUGCUCGAGUGCAACCGAACAACAGCGGACAAUGAGAUCAUCCAAGUAUCAUAUGAGAAUGAUGGAACUUACAUCUUCAGAGGUCGUGACGAAACCAAGGCGUGGACAGCCGACGGUGACGGCAACUACACGUUGAGUGAAGGUGCACCAGAGAAGUUCACCUUGGAGUUCUUAGAGCGAUCAAAGUUCCUUAUCCGUGCUUCCAACGGUCGACUCCUAGAGGGCAAACAACACGGAGAAAUGCGUGCAACAGGGGUCGAAGCAAACAAAAGCACCCUCUGGGAAUUCUAGAGCGUUUCUUAUCAUAAGCCUUUUCUACAACCAAACAAUUAAUGUAUAAACAUUUAAAAAGCUGUUUUUGUUUUUUCUAUACUUGCAAACUUGAAGAAAUUUUCACAAAUUGCCUCAUUAUUCCAAGAAAAGGAAAUAUUUUGUAGUGAAAUUUCCAUAAAGGGGUUUUGUGAAGAUAAAUUGUUUCAGCUUAUAGUUAAGAAAACAAAAGAGAAAUUGUACUUAAAUUAUUCUUAAGUAGCUCUGUCUGUGACUAUAUAAGCAGAAAUGAAAGCUUAUUGGCUUAACAUACAAAGUCACACAAGUGCUGACAAGUUCAGUAUUUGUGUUUACCAAAUCAGGAGAACUAUGCAUUUUUAUAAAAAGGUAAAUUUUACCAACCUCUCAAUGAGCUUGUUGCCCUUUGAAACGGGAAUUUUCAAUAUUGAGCUCAAUGACAGCGUCAUCGUUGUUCAUGCACCAUUCUCGCAUUCACACGUACUGUGAGUGAUGAGGUCGCGAUGACAUGAAAAUGAGUUUCACACGCUGACUCUAUGGCGGUGUAACCAUGGUGUAACAUAAACCACCGCAACGGGAGGACACCCCUUAGGCCGUCUUGCCGGCGCGCUACUCGGUGGUAUAACCUCCUCAUCAAAAGUCGCUUAUUCACAGCUCAUUUGAUAUCCAACCAUCUUCCCAUCUGGAGAUGAGAGACCAAAUUUUCUCAUAUUAUAAGAGGCAACACCACAUUCCAUAAUAUCGAGUGAGUAAAAAUUAAUUAAUGUGCUUUCAGAUUGCUUGUUUUCAUACGAAAGUAUUACAUUCAUGGUCAGGCGUUGCACAAAUUGUUUGUAAACGCAUAUGUGGGGUUAACUAAGCAUUAUUUAGACUCAUCGAGGAAAGUAUUUCAUCCGGAAAAAAAUACGAGUAAUAUUUAAUAACAAAAUAUUAAUAAAAGAUGACAAGGUAUACUUUUCGUUUUAUAUAAAAAAAAUUAAGAGUCUUUAAAACGCUUCUGUACUUGGAUUUCGUUUGACGGUGACUUUUAUACUCGGUGCGCCUAACAUUGGUGGUAACUUUAUGUCUAGUUAAUUAUGUUGUACUUAAUGUUUCAUUUAAUGGUGCACAGUCCCUGGUUUUGGUUAUCGAUAUGAGUGUAUUUGGCGAAAGACCCGUACUUGUCAGAGAAACGGAGGGGUAAAACAAAUAUUGAACAACUUAGAUUUGUGAGAGUAUAACCAUGGUGGUUUUCUGACAAAAUCUUUCAUAAAGAACCCCAAUUUGAUUUGGUGACACCACAACUAACUGUUCGUUGCUUAUUAAGGCCUAUGACGCAUGCGCGGUAAUUUCUAACCAAGUUUUCUUCCAAUCGGCAGUCUUUAUACGCAACUUUGUCCAAAACUUUGAUAAUGGAGAUUAUGGAUGGGGGCUACUCUCUCGUUACAAUUAGCUGUAUUUGUUUAUGACGUGUAUAUAAUGUUUACUUUCUAGAUAUCUUGUGUUUACUAAAAGAAAAUGACUUAGACUUAUUUGGGAAGGUUUUUUUGGCCGUGUGAAUAAUAAUAAUAUUAAGGGUGUUUUUUGAGAAUGUGAACCAAUGAUUUGGACAAGAUCAAAAUUUACUUGUACCUACGAAAGAAAUGUGAGCUAAUGUUUACGUUGAUUAAUUUUUUAAUUGACCAGUGCUUUCCUAUCGAAAUCCCAGCAAAUCAGGGUCGAAUGUCAUGGCUCUGCCUGGAAUUCUGCACUAUCCCAUUAAAGAAUGGUGUGUUUUAUAACAUGGCUCUUAAAGUGCAGAUUUUCGCGGUAAGCAAGCAUUAGCCUUGAAAUUGGACGCAGGUGGGGUCGGCUUACUCGGAUUGGAUGCCCUCGGCACUAGCCCUAGAUAGAACUCUCCCUCUGUACACAGAUAAAGAGUCACUGUAGUAUAACACGAAAGUGUAAGGCCGACUAUCCCUCGAUACCAGAAUCGAAUAUUAUUUAUGUUUACUUUGUAUUUAAGAACAAACCUGAUGUAUGUUUAAUAUUAUCGACUUCCGUUUCGGAGGAUAUGUUUGUUGUUUUUGGUUUUUGCUUUUUUGUUUCUUAAUUCGCCUUGAAAAUACAGCAAUUGAAUUUAAAAAAAAUAUGGGUUUUUAUAGUUUGUCAGUAUUUAACAGUAUAGUGCAUCGAUAA
This is a messenger RNA of Asterias rubens (European starfish), 4005 nucleotides long. Its product is annotated as fascin-like. NCBI's taxonomy places the organism in Eukaryota, Metazoa, Echinodermata, Asteroidea, Forcipulatida, Asteriidae. Gene Ontology annotation, cellular component: cytoplasm; actin cytoskeleton. Bases 325 to 1851 code for a protein of 508 amino acids. Gene Ontology annotation, biological process: establishment or maintenance of cell polarity; cell migration; actin filament bundle assembly. The record is from RefSeq and is a predicted model, not a curated record. Gene Ontology annotation, molecular function: actin filament binding; protein-macromolecule adaptor activity. The transcript is spliced from 4 exons.